Molecule: messenger RNA, 1455 nt
Organism: Branchiostoma floridae (Florida lancelet)
Lineage: Eukaryota; Metazoa; Chordata; Leptocardii; Amphioxiformes; Branchiostomatidae
Product: zinc finger protein with KRAB and SCAN domains 1-like
Biological process (GO): regulation of transcription by RNA polymerase II
Cellular component (GO): nucleus
Molecular function (GO): DNA-binding transcription factor activity, RNA polymerase II-specific; RNA polymerase II transcription regulatory region sequence-specific DNA binding
Source: RefSeq, a predicted model, not a curated record
CCAUGUCAAACACGCCUGCCCCCACCAAACCCAUAGUAUGGGUUGUCCAGCCGGGGGCUUCGGGUAAGCGGAAGCUCACUGUGGCUAAGAAUGACCAAGGUCCAAAGCGGACAAUGCCACCAACUGACCACAACACCUCAGCACCAAUGAGAACGCCUGAAGAGUCGUCAUCCAUGAAUCAGCCAAUCAGUGCAGAGAAGACAAAAGGCGCUGUUGACAAGGUUACAGAAACAGCUGUCAAUCCAGCAAGUGCUUCGGACAAGCUGAGAGAGAUCGUGGACCAAGUUACCAGAGAUUUGGAUGGAUCUGGAUCCAACAAUGUGGAUGGAUCUGGAUCUAACAAUCUGGAUGGAUCUGGAUCCAAUAAUCUUGAUGGAUCUGGAUCCAACAAUGUUGAUGGACCUGGAUCCAAGAAUCUGGAUGGAUCUGGAUCCAGUAAUGUGAAUGGAUCUGGUUGCAAUAUUGUUGUUAACUCGAACUCCAGCAGUGCAGCCACCACAUGUGGAACACCAAGCCCAGCAAGUUUAGACAGGGUGAUCAAGCAAGAACCAGAGGAUGACCAUGCACAAGUGCAAGAAGAAGACUACAGGGAAGACGAAGAUGCAGAAAACCCCAACAUGAACUGGGAGGACAAUGAGUCACUCUCCGAGGGAGAGAACACAGUAGAUGCAACACCAGAACAGGAAGCAUCAUGGGAUGCAGGAGGGGGUACCGGUGAUGCCAGAAGUGGAACAGCAUUAGAAGACAUUCCAAGUUCUUCUGGAGGGGGGAGUGCCACUGAUGGAAGAGCAGAGGUCCUUAUAGCACCGCAGGAAAACCCUCCAAAGUUUGUCAUGACUCGGGCGGCAUUAAAAAAUCCACAGCUUCUUCUUGGGAUUAAUGCAACAGCCAAACGCAAAAAGAAGCGAGGUAAAAAGCAGAAAUGCCCUUACUGCCCGUACUCAGUAGACAGUAGAGGACUCACGGCUCAUGUACGAAUCCAUACUGGAGAGAAGCCCUUCAAGUGUUCCAUGUGUGACUACUCGGCCUGCCAGAAAGUGAACCUGGACCGACACAUGCUGAAACACACCGGGGAGAAACCAUUCAUGUGUGGGGAGUGUGGCUACAGGACAGCCUACAAGGCUCAUCUCAUGCCACACAUGCUGGAACAUGCAGGAGCCAAACCAUUCGUGUGUGGGGAGUGCGGAUACAGGUCGACCAGAAAGAGUAACAUAGUUUGGCAUCAGAAGACCCACCAGAAGGAGCGCCCGCACAAGUGUCAACUGUGUCCCUACACCGCCAAAAGGAGCUCGGAAAUACGCAGGCACAUGGACUGUAAACACAAGGACAGAAGUAAAGAUCUAGAUGACCAUAGUCCAGACCAAGGGUCAUCUUCUGCGGCCAGCAACACAGUUACCGAUGACCAUCGAAGCUCUGAAGCAUCCACUGACGUCCAGGAGCAGCCCAGCAGUUCCU